Suricata suricatta (meerkat) is the source of this 4361-nucleotide messenger RNA. RefSeq names its product NKD inhibitor of WNT signaling pathway 1 (gene NKD1). The record is from RefSeq and is a predicted model, not a curated record. Gene Ontology annotation, cellular component: cytoplasm. Gene Ontology annotation, molecular function: calcium ion binding. Bases 139 to 1551 code for a protein of 470 amino acids. NCBI's taxonomy places the organism in Eukaryota, Metazoa, Chordata, Mammalia, Carnivora, Herpestidae. The transcript has 10 exons. Gene Ontology annotation, biological process: negative regulation of Wnt signaling pathway.
CAGGAGCGCGUCCCGGCGCCGCCUCGGGCUCCGCUCGGCUCGGGGUUUCUCCGGGAGGAGAGCGAGGCGAGGCGCGGCGAGCCGCCGGCCCCGCCGGGCGCAUGGCUUAGGGACGCCCCCGCCCGCCGCGCCCCCAGCAUGGGGAAACUUCACUCUAAGCCGGCCGCCGUGUGCAAGCGCAGGGAGAGCCCGGAAGGUGACAGCUUCGCCGUGAGCGCCGCCUGGGCUCGGAAAGGCAUCGAGGAGUGGAUCGGCAGGCAGCGCUGCCCCGGCGGCAGUUCUGGGCCCAGACAGCUGCGGGCGGCGGGCACCGUUGGCAGAGGAACCCGGGAGCUCGUGGGCGAAAUUUUCAGAGAAACGCUCAGUGAGGAGGAAGAGGAAGACUUUCGGCUAGAAGUGGCCCUGCCUCCCGAGAAGACAGACGGGCUGGCCAGCGGAGACGAGAAGAGGAGGGAGAAGACGAGUGAAUCUUGCCCGGGCUCCAAGAAGCAGCUGAAAUUUGAUGAGCUACAAUGUGACGUGUCUGUGGAAGAGGACAGCCGCCAGGAGUGGACCUUCACCCUGUACGACUUUGACAAUAAUGGCAAGGUCACCCGUGAGGACAUCACCAGCCUGCUGCACACCAUCUACGAGGUGGUUGACUCCUCCGUCAACCACUCCCCGACGUCGAGCAAGACCUUGCGGGUGAAGCUCACCGUGGCCCCCGACGGAAGCCAGGGCAAGAAGGGCAUCCUUCUCAAUCACCCUGACCUGCAGAGCACGAGGCCCAGAGCGGAGACCAAGCCCGCCGAGGAGCUGCGCAGCUGGGAGAAGAGGCAGCGAGCCCCGCUCAGGUUCCAGGGGGACAGCCGUCUGGAGCAGUCUGGUUGCGACCACCAUUGCGUGGAUGAGAACAUAGAGAGGAGAAACCACUACUUAGAUCUCGCCGGGAUAGAGAACUACGCGUCCCAGUUUGGGCCUGGCUCCCCAUCGGUGGCCCAGAAGUCAGAGCUGCCCCCCCGCACCUCCAACCCGACUCGGUCUCGCUCCCAUGAGCCAGAAGCCAUCCACGUCACACACCGAAAGCCCCAAGGCGCAGACCCGGGCUCCUUCCACUUCCUUGACACCCCAUUCGCCAAAGUCUCGGAGGUCCAGCAGCGGCUCCGGGGCACGCAGGACGGGAGCAAGCACUUUGUGAGGUCUCCCAAGGCCCAGGGCAAGAGCACGGGCUUGGGCCACGUGGCCCGAGGGGCAAGAAGCAAACCCCCUCUGGGUCCCGCCAUCCCAGCGGUGUCUCCAGCCGCCCAGCUGGCCGCCAGCCCGGCCCUCCUCCCCACUCUGGCACCCCUCGGGCACAAGAAGCACAAGCACCGAGCUAAGGAGAGCCAGCAGGGGUGCCGGGGUCCGCAGGUGCCGCUGGCCGUGGGCGGCAGUGUCAUGGGGCGGGACCGCAUGAGGGACCUGCCUGCUGUGGUGGUAUAUGAGAGCCCGGCCGGCCAGGCGGUGCAGAGACACGAACACCACCACCACCACGAACACCACCACCACUACCACCACUUUUACCAGACAUAGACCCCUCCCUGGAAACCCCCACCCCUGCCAUAUGAAGGACCCCCCUCCCCCGCCCCCCCAGGCAUUAUUAUUCUAUUAAUUAUUGUUAUUAUGAUGAUUAUUGUUAUUAAUAAUUAUUGUUACUCCACUAAUAUUCAGCUAGCCUCCAUGUAGAAGAUCUAUGGAAACACAGAACUAAACUUUUAUUUAUAUGUUGUGAGGACUGUGUAACUUACCCAAGAAAUGACUCUGGGUCUGGAAGUGGCUGGUGGAUGCUUGCUCGGGCUCCGGAGCUGCGGUUUCCAUGCAGGCUGGUCCACACCCUCCCCAGCUCUGGGGGAGCCCCCUGCCAGAACUGUGCCCCACCCCGGUCUCUUCCGGGAGAGCGCCCUUACCUGGCCUGCUUCCAGAGACCCUCAAAAUCUCCGAGAAGAUAAACAGCUGCUACCUCUUAGUAUUAUUUCUGAUUUUAUUUUGCCCUUACCUGAUUGUAACAUGCUACAAGGGAUUUCAGCGGACUGCAGAUGCGUGACCCUCCUGGCUGUUGUGUUAUUUUUACGUCCCAACCUAGGAGCCCUAGCUGUCCUUUCUGGAGUGUUCUCAUUCACGCUUUUCGAGUGGGAUCACGUCCUUGCCCAAACCAGUCCCAUCUUCCCUGCCUUGCGCAACGGGAAAAGACUUCUCGUCCUCCCUGCCCCUUUUCUCUCUUCUCUAGAAAGAUGCGCACACGUGGUUAAGGACUGCCCCCAAACCAGCCGUCUCAUUUUGGAAACCUCUGGAGAGGCGCCCCAACCACACACACAAUGGUGGUUUUCCAAGAUCUGUGUGUUGUCGGUUGUGGCGGAAGGUGUGGAGACCUCGAGUUCUACCGUUGGCAAAUACACACGUACCUACACGGUUCUCUUAUGGAGCCUCCUGUAUCUAUAGCCAGGCGCCAUCUGUCCAUUUCUAUGUAUCUUUUGAUAAAUAUACACUCUCAGGUACCUGCUCUGGUGUGCAGAAAUCGGUGGCUGGCUUCUCUAGACAUUUCCUGAGCCCGGAUGUGACCCUGCGGGCCUCCUAUUUGGGCCACUCUCCAUCAGAUGCGAAUGAUCACCUGCCUCUCCUUGGCAGGUCCUUUUUUGAGGUUUGGGGUCUGACAGAUUGAGAGAGGACUGCUGGAGGCUGGAAGCGUGGAGGGACAUGAGGACGGUGGCCAGAGCUGGGACCCUGGAGUAGUGUCCUCCACAGAGCAGGAUUUUAUCUGAUGAGGGCCUGGGGAGACUAGGAGAAGGAUCACUGUCAACUAGUCAGGGUCCCAGGAUAAACCGAUGACACACACUCAAACUGGGUAAUUUGAGGGAAUAUUUACAAAGUGUGGGUGAUCCAGGGCUAGUGAUGUGUGGUGUCACUCCUGCCCCUGCAGUGGAGGGGAUGGGGGUUCACCCUCAGCAGCAGAGGGGUGGGGCUAGGGGAGCCACCUGAAAGAGUCGGGAGGGACCUUCACUCAGAUGCAGGCACCCUGUGGGGACCCUGCAGGGAAAUAUGAUAACCUGGCUUCACUCCUUCCUGCCCUGCAUCCUGUUGAGACUCCACUGGCUGGGGCCACAGGGCCGGGGAGUUAUUGCUGAGGGUCACAUGGACAUCCUUUCAGGGCUGACAGUGAGUGGAGGGACAAGAAGGAGUGGCCAGCUGCCUGCCUUUCUGCUGCUUGGUCCCCAGCUGGCACCCCGUCUUGCUGAGCCUCUGGUUUUGGUUUGUUGGUUUCGAUAGUGAGCUCAGGGAGCACAUCAGGCUCAGAGAGGUUAAUUAACUUGCUUGAGAUCACACAGCAGGUGGCAGAGCUGGGAUCCUAGUAUCCCCUGUGAUCCCUUUAAGCACUGGAGCGCUUAACCACUGGGUCAGGGCUUCCCUUGUUUUGAGUUGUAGUUUCUAUUAGUCAGCAUCCAGCAUGAUGGGAACAUAACCAAAGCAGGGCAGGCAGGCAGGGAGUUGGCUUUGAGAGGAGAGAAGCCAGGGUGUGAAUGAAGCCCUCCCUCUCGGGAUUUAUGCAUCCACCACUUUGUCAUGAUGAGGGGGCUGGGGCCCUCUGAGCCCCAUUACCGCAUGGAAAAGGAUCUGCCAGCAGAAGCCCAGAGCAGUAUUCUGAUUGGCUGGGCUUAGAGCCGGAACCGAUUCCUGGGCCAAUCACCGUGGCCCACCGGGGUCACAUGUCCAACCCGCGGGAAAGGGGGUGGAGUCUGCGCCGGAAGGCAGGAGAGGAAGGAUGCUGAGCCGGCAGAGCUAAUGGGGCCGGAGGAUCAGAAGUUGUGUCCCUACAGGGAGUCUCUCUGCGGUGGCUUUAGAGCAUUUCCUCAGCCUCUGAGAAGAGGUCCCAUUCCAUCUCUCCCAGCCCCAUGCCUGUCAGGAUUCUGUUAUUUCUCAGUAACUGGGAUUUAUUUAAAAUAUUAUUUUGAAAAACCGUGACAUGUGCAAUGUUAAAGAUUCAAAUAGUACAAAACGUUGUUCGGUGAAAAGUACACUUCCCUCCAGCAUCCCUGACUCUUACCUUCCUGGGCAGUCGGAAGCCUAGUGGUGGUGAGCAUAGACGUUGGGGCCAGGCUGCCUGGGUUCAAGUUCUGACUUCUUAGCGCUGUGUUCCAAGUCAUACACCGUACUUCUCAAGCCUUAGUUUCCUCUCUAUAAACCUCAGUUUCCUCUUUAUAAAGAGGGAUUAUAAGAGAUCUACCCCACAGAAUUGUUGGGAGAUUCAGUGAGUUAACCUAUGCCCAGCCCAUAGGAGCAUUAUGAAAAUGUUAGCUGCCAUUAUUUACAAGAAUAAAUGCAUUUAUAGACGAUAUCUCUUCACUUAA